This is a messenger RNA of Polyodon spathula (Mississippi paddlefish), 868 nucleotides long. RefSeq names its product cysteine and glycine-rich protein 3-like. Gene Ontology annotation, molecular function: structural constituent of muscle; actinin binding. Gene Ontology annotation, cellular component: cytoplasm; nucleus; Z disc. Bases 128 to 706 code for a protein of 192 amino acids. The record is from RefSeq and is a predicted model, not a curated record. Gene Ontology annotation, biological process: muscle tissue development; cardiac muscle contraction; sarcomere organization. Lineage: Eukaryota; Metazoa; Chordata; Actinopteri; Acipenseriformes; Polyodontidae. The transcript is spliced from 6 exons.
CCACUAUAUAAAGCAGUCUAGUUUGAGAUUGUUCUCAUUUCAGUUUCAUAAGGAGAGAUCUGGAAUCCGCGUCGGAAUUAACGGGCAGCUGAAGUCUUGGUAUCUACUGACCACUGCUUUUAUAAAGAUGCCCAACUGGGGUGGUGGAGCGAAGUGCGCUGCUUGUGAGAAGACUGUGUACCAUGCAGAGGAGAUGCAGUGCAAUGGACACAGUUUCCACAAAACAUGCUUCAUCUGCAUGGUCUGCAGGAAAGGGCUAGACAGCACUACAGUAGCAGCACAUGAGUCUGAAAUAUACUGCAAGACGUGCUAUGGGAAGAAGUAUGGUCCAAAGGGCUAUGGUUAUGGACAGGGUGCAGGAGCCCUGAGCUCCGACACAGGGGAGCAGCUGGGAAUUGAACAACAGGAAACAAAGCUUCACCGCCCAGCAACAAAUUCCAACUCCAACAAAUUUGCCCAGAAGUUUGUGGGUGCAGAGAAGUGCUCUCGGUGUUCCAGAUCUGUCUAUGCUGCAGAAAGGAUGAUGGGAGGGGGGAAGCCUUGGCAUAAGACAUGCUUUCGGUGUGCCCUCUGUGGGAAAAGUCUGGAAUCGACAACAGUGACUGAUAAAGAUGGAGAAAUCUACUGUAAAGUUUGUUAUGCAAAAAACUACGGUCCGAAAGGAAUGGGCCUUGGAAACCUGGGAUGUGCUGAACAGCAAGAGUAAAUUAUCAAAAACAUUUACAAACAUUUGUAUCCCCCCCCCCCCCCAAGUGUCUUAAAAACACUUCAGUUUAAUAAUGUAAAUGUUAUUGUAUCUCCUUAUCUGCACUAAUGACUUAAAUAACGACUUUGUUUUUGCUUUUUGAUUAAAGGCAGCGACAUGUAA